UGACCAGUUUCAUCGUCCACGUCAAAAUAAUGGCGAACGUUGAUCGUUUCGUUCGAAGAUUUCAGUGUUGUUAGCAUGGGAUUACCACUAUAUGUUCCGAAAUUUCUUGCUUUUAACGUCUCGUCGAGUUCUUCACGUUAUGAGCGAACAAACAGAGGCAAAACAGACGAUGCGUGUGGCAACGUUCAAUGUGUUAGCACCAUGCUACAAUUGGUUAAGUGGUUGGUGGGACCAGUGUGAAAGCUCCAAACCCAACUUGUACCUGCCAAGAUUUCAUGCUAUUAAAGACCUCAUUUCUAAGCAGACACCUAGCUUAGAUGUGGUUUGUCUUCAGGAAUUUUGGUUUCAUGAUGAUGUUAUGGAACUCUUUGAUUCACAGUUUGAUAAAAAGUAUAGAAUAGUUAAGCUCAAAAGGCCAGGAUUUAAGACAGAUGGAUUAGCAAUUUUGGUUGAUCGCUCAAUAAACAUCCUGUCCAUAAGUCCUAUUUGGUUUAAUGAUAUGAAUCGUCGAGUGGCUUUACUGGUGCAUCUCCUGUUACCAGAGGAACACGAGGUUAUUCUUAUGACAACACAUUUGACAUAUUGCUCAAAUUACAUUGACCAAUUUCUGAGAAUGUGGCAAAUAAAGAAAGUAAAAAGUGAAAUUGAAUCCUAUCAGGAAAAGAAUAAUGUACAACAUGUGCCUGUGGUGUUAGCAGGAGAUUUUAAUGGCUGCCCAGACGAUGCCGUUUACAGUUAUCUCGUGGAAAAUGGCUUUACAUCGUCUUACAAAACCGUUCACAACAGAGAACCGCAAGUCACACACAGACUCUACAGUGGAGAAGAGAUCCUGGUAGAUUAUAUAUUUUACAGGAACUCGUCCCCUUGUCACCUUGUUCCCAAACAGUCCAUGGUUUUGCCCGCAGAAUACAGUGAUGAGGAAUGGCCUAAGGAAUUUACGCUGUCUGACCACAGGAUGAUCAUGACAGAAUUUGAGCUAGAAACUAAAGAAAGUAGACAGCCUGAUAGCCAGACAAGUGACCAGGCUGGUAGUCGGAUAGUGUGAAAGUUGGGCAGUCUGGCAGUCGGAAAGCCUGACAGCUGGCAUGGAAGUCUGACAGACGGGACUGACAGCCGGAUAGUCUGACAGAAGGGACAGCCGGACAGUCUGACAGACGAAACAGCUAGAUAGUCUGACAGAUGGGACAGCUGGACAGUCUGACAGACAGACAGUUUGACAGUCGGAACGCCUGACAGUUUGACAGUCAGCUGACAGCAGGACUGUCUGACAGACUGGCAGCCUGAUGGACGGGCAGUCUGGCGUAGUUGGAUUACAGAUCAUCAGCUGGGCGGUUUUCGUUUUCAUUUGUUAAUGCAAGUCGUUGCAUUGUUUAAUAUCCACGACUCCUUUAUCGUUAUUUUAAAGUGAAUGUUUAUCUAAUUUAUGAAAUGGAAAGGGAUGUUCGCCCUCGGUAUGUUUUAUUGUAAAUAAAAGGCAACCAUUUCUAUAA
This is a messenger RNA of Orbicella faveolata, 1490 nucleotides long. RefSeq lists its product as uncharacterized. The record is from RefSeq and is a predicted model, not a curated record. Gene Ontology annotation, molecular function: 3'-5'-RNA exonuclease activity. Lineage: Eukaryota; Metazoa; Cnidaria; Anthozoa; Scleractinia; Merulinidae.